AGAUACUUGUGCGAAUCUUUUAAAAGGAAUAUAUAUAACCUCAUUACUAAUUAUACAAAAUCUUCUAGGCAUUUUAUAAUUGUGGAAUUCUGUAGCCUGUCAUUAUACAACUAUCAAGGCCGUUUACUGGGUACUCCAAGAUGGAAAGGAUUCUCUGAAGAACCAUUGUAUAUUCCUUGCAUAUCAUUGUGUGCAGAUACUUUGGUCAUAAGGAAUCAAAGUAAUGACAAAUUGCUUCAUAUCUUAGAAAUAUCUUACAACAAGCCGAUAGUAGAGAGAGAAAGUCAAUCAUAUUCGCAUAUGCACAAUGUAAUGCAAGUGGCAUUAAGUUACAUUAGCAUAAAGGAUCGACAAUUAGCAUUAAUAGAUGUCAACAAAGAUCUAUUUUUAAUUGCGAUAAGAACUAGGUUUGGAAGAAUUUGCAAAAUAGCUGCAAUGGCACAAAAUAUUGCAUGGGCAACUGAUGCAAAUGUUUUAGCUGCAAUGUUAGAUACUAAUUUGUCAGUAUGGUUAUGUCCAAAUUGUGUUCAUUAUAGUGAUCGCAAAGUAAUACGACGAACCAGAAUUGAUAAGGAAAACAGGUAUUGUUUAUAA
This is a messenger RNA of Nylanderia fulva, 594 nucleotides long. Lineage: Eukaryota; Metazoa; Arthropoda; Insecta; Hymenoptera; Formicidae. The record is from RefSeq and is a predicted model, not a curated record.